Messenger RNA from Cladocopium goreaui, 4374 nucleotides. The record is from the annotation of a GenBank genome assembly. NCBI's taxonomy places the organism in Eukaryota, Dinophyceae, Suessiales, Symbiodiniaceae.
AUGGACAGCCCCAAAUACUAUUGUGUUAUGCUGGACCAUGAGACGGAUGUUGAGCAGUUAGGAUUCAUGUCCUUGAUCAAACAUCCUGCCAACCCCCAGGCAGACAACUACUGGAUUCAGGCCAAGCAUGGUGAAGUCAUCAUUCCAGAAGGCACCACUUUUCCAGUACGCCAUGGCUACAGUUUUGAACUCACGGCCUUCAGAAGGGAGGACCCAUGGGAGGAAGGGACAUCGCUGAUCCAGAUGCAGUUUACCAAGAUCCGCAAAUCGAUCGUUGGCAUUCACCGUGACUUGCAGGCACAACGGCCUAUCCAAGAAAACAUUGCCAGCGUACCCAGUCACCUGGAUGCCACAAGUCGAGCUCCACUGGCCACCCAGCCAAACAAAACGCCGGUGCUGCUCAAUUUGGAGGCCGUGAUUCCAGAUGAACGCACGCAUGCCGACUCACAGUUAGACGACACCCUGCCACAGAUGCUUUGGUUUUCCGAUGAAGCCUGGAUGCUACGCAUGCAACGGUGCCCGCCUUGCCAAUUGCGACCUCUACCAGACGGUCUGCGAAUGCCAGACGUGUGCUACUGGCCCCUGAUACACCCAGUGCCACCAGACUCAGACUCCACGAGCCCCCUCACCCUGUACCUGGAUGGCUCCGCAAACGGCACCCAUGCAGCUUGGAGCGUCAUUGCCACGCUCCAAGUCACCCAAAUGGACCAAGUGACUGAGGCAUUCAUUGGUUGUCUCUAUGGAGUUGUACACAUUGCACCCGAACAUCCUGCAUGGGCGGGAGCUCAAUCUAUGGAUAACAUUGCUGCAGAGUUAUCCGCACUUGCAUUUGCGCAGCAAGUGGCCAUCAGAUGGCCCCACAACCACAGCAUUUGUAUCCGCCCUGAUCUCUCGCUGAGCCGGCUUGUAGCCACUGCGACAACAGUAUGCAAAUCCAACACACUGCUAUCCCAGAUAUGCCGUGCUCAAGGUUACUGGUUGGCGCCAACCACCCACAUCAAGGAAAUCAGGGGCCACAAGGGAUUUGCAUGGAACGAACUGGCUGACGCAGUUGCCAAAUGGACUCUACACAAUGCUCCCGAAGAAGCACUGGAUGAGUUUGCAGCUCUGCACGAUUUCGCCACCCACCAGCAUGAUGUUGCGUGGACUUGGAUGCAAACCACCCAUGAGUCAGUGGCCGCCUGUUACCCCCCCCUAAUUGAACAGCAGAUCCUGCAAAUCACGCAGUCAGACUUGAAGCUUGGCGUCAAGCCCAUUGAGCACUGUGAGGACGCUGAUCCUGGAACCCUUGCCAUGCCUUGGACGAUGAAGGCUACCUCUGCCAACGUCCUUGCCGUUGACAUCCGCAGUGUCAAAGGCACGCCUUCCAGACGAAACAGUCACCGUACUAUACGGCUUGACCAGCACUGGCACAAACUCCAAACCCAUGUUAUUGGAGUGCAAGAAGCACGCACCCCAUCAGGCCAAUAUCAGUCCAUGCACUACAAAAUAUUGGCAUCCGGAGCCACCGCCACCAAAACGCCGCUAUAUGGCUGUGAAUUGUGGCUCCAUCGUACGCUCCCCCUUGCCAAAACCACCGAUGGCACCUCAUUGACCCUGGGCGAAGCCAAGCUUGUGGUGCACUAUGCCGAUCCAAGACGACUCAUUGUGAAAGCCCAGAUCGAAGCCAUAUGUUGCACUUUCAUCGUUUUACAUGCUCCAUGCCAGACGAACCCAACCCCAGGGCAGCCUACGCCUGGUGAGAGAGCCCAGGCCUGGUGGGAUGAAAGCAGCAGAAUCCUCACCAAAUGUGGUACCCAAGGACUUUGCUGGCUGUUUGUAGAUGCCAAUGCCCCACUUGCUGACACAGCCACUGACCUCAUCGGCCCCCUCGGCGCAGAGCCCACCAAUGCUGCCGGGGAAGCCUUGACGGAAUUUCUCCAGGCCCACAGGCUUGCGGCCCCGUGCACGUUCGACCAGUACCACGUCGGUCAGACGCAGACAUGGACACAUGCAACCGGGAAACGAAGCCGCAAAGACUAUAUCUUUAUCCCGGAACACAUGCUGCCGUGUGUAACAUCCAGUCAUGUUGAUGUAUCACAUGACACAACGUUUGCGCACGAGGACCACAUCCCUGUUACCCUUAUCUGCAGUGGAUGGCACACCCCAGCGCAUCCACCUCCACGGUACACCUGGGAUGAAGAGAAACUCCUGGAUCCAGCCUGUUGUGAUGCAUUUCAAGCUGCACUGCUUACCCUCCCCAUUCCAAAAUGGAGGGUGGCCGUUGAUGAUCACGCGGCCAUUUUUGAAAAGCAGGUCUUGGAUCUUAGCCAACAAUUCUUUGCCAAACGCUCGGCUAAGGAACGCAAAAUCUCCCUAGAAGAGGACACCCAUGCCCUCAUUGCCUUCAAGCGCCAAGCGCUUGAUUAUGGUCGCAAGAAUGGGGUCAUCCAUGACCAAUGCUUCCGAGCCGAACUUAAACAGGUUGAGAAGGACGUUGCCAAGCUUGUGCGCAGGGAUACCCAAAAGCACUAUGACCAGGUACUUGCGAAGCUUGAUGCAGCUGGUGAGAUGUCCAAUCACCGACUGGUGUACAGGAUGCUCCACAGAUUAGGCCGCAAGAAAGGUGGAACACCCCCUGGCCCAAGACCGCUCCCAAUGCUGCGCAAGUCCGAUGGAACCCAUGCCCAAAGUUACAAUGAACAGCAGAUGAUGUGGAUGGAACAAUUCUGUGCCAUCGAAGCAGGCCUGCCAAUCACCUGGAAUGAGCUCUUGCGCAGAAACGAAGCAGCCAAGGAGACCAUGCCAGCCCAUCAGUUCGAACCAGCCGUAUUCCCCACUGCAUGGGACAUCCAAGCGGGGAUAGCCUCGCUCAAGCGGGACAAAGUCCCAGGACCCAAUAACCUGCCUCCAGCUGUCAUGAAGGCAGGCGGGGAAACCAUGGCACGGCGCUGUCAUGAAGGCAGGCGGGGAAACCAUGGCACGGCGUUUCUGGCUGCCAUGGCGAAACUUGGUCUCCCCAUCGACCAAGUCCUUGCUAUGGCCUCUUCUGCGGAAAAAGAAGUUGCUACAGAAGGGUUGUCCAACCAUCUGCAGAGGGUAUUGCAUGAUAUGCUCACGAACACGCACUUCACAAUCCAAGGGCUCCAGGACCCAUGCCUUACCACACGUGGUACAAGACCAGGGGACCCGGUGGCGGAUGUUUUAUUCAAUCUGUGUAUGUCCAAACUGCUGACGGAUUUCCAUGCCAUGAUGGCAGCCACGGACACCCUUCCCUGGCUAGGCCAUGCCGACUGGGUAGCCGAUUUCACUGAAGCAGAGCCCCUUCCAAGCGUGAAAGCACAUGAAUGGGACAAAUGGGCGAACCAGCUCCGUGGUCCCAUAGCGCUGCUCAUGAAAGGAGUCCUCGCCACUGCCAGAAAGUUCAACCACACCACUGACCACCUAUUUGCAUGGUGUGGCAUAUUGCCGCUGGCCCAGCAAGUGCAUGCACACAGACUGAGGUUUGCUCAAAGGCUCUUCCAGCGAUGCCCGCCCAUCACAUGGCGCCUCAUGCAGGCUGAUGAUACUAUCGGCUCAUGGCCACAGCUCUUGAGCGACUCAUUUCAAUGGAUGCGGCGCCACUACGACAAGCCUCAAAUUUUGCCAUCCACAAACGACCUUCAUGCCUGGAUUGCUCAUGUCCAGUUGGACCCCUACUGGAAAGGCCGUGUCAAGAAAACAGCGCGACUGGCCUUUCACUACAAUGCAGCCCAGGCUGAGCACAUGGUAUGGCAACAUAACUUUGAGGCCACGUUGGAAGCAGCGGGUGCAACCUUGCCGACAAACCCCACCAUCACCCCUGGCCCGGAGAGGUGGAUGUGUGACCUUUGCAACAAGGUCUUCCAGUCUACCCGGGCGCUUGCAAUGCAUGCCAGCCGCGAGCACGGCUACAGGAAGAAAGUACGUUACUUCGCAGUAGGUGACACAUGUCCUGCUUGCUGCCAGCUGUUCCACACAAGAAACCGACUGGCAAUCCACCUGGAGAAGAACACCAAGUGCUAUGAUGUGGUGCAAGCAUGUUGGCCACCGAUGCCGCAGGCCCAAGUUGACCUCUUGGAUGCCGAGGACAAGCAGACUGAGUCCCAGUUACGCCGAGCUGGAUGGUGGGCAUCCAAAGCCUUUGAUCCCGCAGUUCAGACCGCAGGACCACGGCUACCACCGCUUCAUGACCCGGCCUGUGAGAUCCUCUACAACAAAACGCUCUGCAGACGUCCCCCUGAUGAGGUAGCUUACCAUAACCUGCAAGGGCACCGUGUUGAAGCUGACCCCACCAAACAUCAAGGCCUGUGGUGGCACAACAGUGACCUUCCAUCCUUCAUUCUCCAAUCACCUCAAGGAGUCGAUAGUGGAUGA